Molecule: messenger RNA, 1827 nt
Organism: Branchiostoma belcheri (Belcher's lancelet)
Lineage: Eukaryota; Metazoa; Chordata; Leptocardii; Amphioxiformes; Branchiostomatidae
Product: protein saal1-like
Exons: 13
Coding region: 169-1722 (517 amino acids)
Source: RefSeq, a predicted model, not a curated record
UUUGUAAACAACAACAAAUCUGUCAGACCUGGGAACGAGACAGACGGAACGAGAUUACCAACAUGGCCGCGUGCUGAGCCCCCCUCCCACAUGUCACAGUCUUUGUGCAGGCAAAUGUUAAACCUGUGGUAAUUCUUGCACAAAAAUCGGUGCUGCAAAACUCGGAAAAUGUCUAGUGAAGAGAACUCUCUCUCCCCGCUGAGGAUCCCGUCCAGAAACCCAUCGCCGCCCCCUGCGGAGAUGCUGGGAGAGGGCGUGGAUCUCCAUGCCGACAACAUCGGAGACACGGCCUACAGCAAACACUGGUUCUUCACUACGUUAAUGAACCUCAUUCAGGAAGUAGAGAAGAAAGACCAGACUGAAGUGAAGAAAGAGGAAGAAGCAGGGGCUGCUGGGAUUGAUAUUGAUGAAGAGUUGGAAGAUGAGCUAUGCAAACUGUGGGACAUGUCCAUUAACAAAGAUGUUGCACGAUUCCUACAAGAGUUCCAUGCAGUAAACAUCCUGAUGGGAGUCAUCAACAAGUCUCGAGCUCCCAGGGUCACUGAAAUCUGUGUAGGGAUCCUGGGCAACAUGGCAUGCUGUGAUGAAAUCUGUCAGGAGAUCAGUAACAAUGAAAAACUGGUAGAUGUUAUUCUAGUUCUGCUGGAGGACCCAGAUGCACCCACACUUGUAGAAGCAAUAAGGUUAAUCCACACCUGUGUUUCCAACAAAGACGUCAGAACAAACUGGCUGAGUCCCAUGAAGAAGGGUAGUGCAGUCUACAGUGCCAUUCUCUUUAUGUUACAGAGUUCUACCAAUGUUGACUUGUUACAUAACCUGAGCUCCCUGCUGGACCUGUUACUGGAUGUGGAUGAAGAGUUGCUGGUUGCCUGGGCGACGCCUGAGUUUGUACAGGGGUUACACGAGGCCAUCAAACAGGCAGGUGAAGAGAAGGAGCUGACUGUAGAUUCAUACCUACACUGUCUACAACUGCUGUCAACUACAGAAAACGGAGUGCAGGCUUUAGUUGAAUGUACAGGUGUGCUGUUCCCCCUGCUGACAGCUCACAUAUCCCGGGUGUGCAGUGAGGAUGUCAUUGCGGUAGGAGGGAGGGAGAGAAGUCUGGCCUCCGCCAUGUCUGUACUCAACGUGCUGUUUUCUUCAGCUGGGGAGGAGGGACUAGUUCUACUGGAGAAAAACUCCAGUUGUGUUGAGUGUGUCAUGCAGCUGUUUGAGGUCAUCCAGGAAGACCGCAGGACCAGUAUGACCCUCGCUGCAGCGGGAGCAAGUUGUAAAUCCACUCCAGUUUCCACUCCACGUUCCACCAGGCACAGAACUGAAGACAAAACUGAACCUGAUGUGAACAGGACAGGCACCAGAACUUGUGCAGAGGGCAGCCCUAGAACAGACUCCAGUCAGUCCCAGGAUGUAGAGGCUAGCAGUUCAGAGGAUCAUGGCAAAUCCCAAGAUCCUUUGCCAGUUGUGAGGAACUUGAUGGAAGUACAUAUGCUGUACAGUGUGACGGUCGAAUUCUUGGCAGACAUAGUCAAGGCACUGCCAAAGGGUGAGAGCCAAGUUGCUGGAUAUCUGAAUGGCUGUACAAGAGACCAGAUAGAAAGUAUGGUACUGGCACUGCAGGAUCACACUGAUGACACACUGAUUCCUCAUCUAGAAGAAGUUUUGUCUGGCUCGGAGGACAAGUUCCCACGUUUGGCAGCUGCAAUAGGAAUGGAUGCAAGUUAGACCUCUUAACAUCACAAACUGUCUGCAUGGCCAUGGGUUUGCUGAUUGGUAUCUUUGUGCCAUCAAAUGAACAGUUUCCCUGUGAUUGUAGCCUAGUUUUGUUAU